AUGUUACCCAGCGGGGCCGGGAACGGCGCUGCCGCCCUGCCCCGGAGCUCGGUCAUGGGCAUGGCCAGGACGUCCUCGGGCCGGCCGGGCGCGGGGCUCUCCGCGGGGCGAACGGUGGCGGCGGCGGCGGCGGCGCUGCUUCUUCUGCUUCGGCGGCGGCGGCUUCUGCGGGAGUGCGCGGCGGCCCGGGCAACGGGACGGGCCCUCCGAGCGGCCCUGGGGCGGCCGCGGGUCGCUUCGAUCGCGACCGGGACUUGGGGGCGGCCGUGGCGGCGGCGGCGGCGGCUGCGAGCGACAGCGAAGGCAACUCGGAGUCUGGCGAGGAGGAGGAGCUGGUGGGCGACCGGCGGGGCGUGA
This is a messenger RNA of Podarcis lilfordi (Lilford's wall lizard), 357 nucleotides long. The record is from the annotation of a GenBank genome assembly. Lineage: Eukaryota; Metazoa; Chordata; Lepidosauria; Squamata; Lacertidae.